Chrysochloris asiatica (Cape golden mole) is the source of this 939-nucleotide messenger RNA. Its product is annotated as olfactory receptor 6C2-like. The record is from RefSeq and is a predicted model, not a curated record. The transcript has a single exon. Gene Ontology annotation, biological process: G protein-coupled receptor signaling pathway. The coding region runs from base 1 to 939 and encodes 312 amino acids. NCBI's taxonomy places the organism in Eukaryota, Metazoa, Chordata, Mammalia, Afrosoricida, Chrysochloridae. Gene Ontology annotation, molecular function: G protein-coupled receptor activity; olfactory receptor activity. Gene Ontology annotation, cellular component: membrane.
AUGAGGAAUCAAACAGCACUAACAACCUUCAUAUUGCUGGGACUGACAGAUGACCCUCAGCUACAAAUUCUACUUUUUGUUUUUCUAUUUCUUUCCUAUAUGCUAAGUGUAACUGGAAAUCUAACCAUCAUUACUCUCACACUGGUAGAUUACCACCUUAGAACACCAAUGUAUCUUUUCCUUCAAAACUUCUCGUUCUUAGAAAUUUCAUUCACGACUGCUUGUAUUCCCAGAUUCUUGUAUAGCAUAUCUUCUGGAGACAGGUCCAUCACGUACGGUGCUUGUGCCAGUCAACUCUUAUUUAUAGACCUCUUUGCAGUAACAGAAUUUUUCCUUCUGGCCACCAUGUCUUAUGAUCGUUAUGUGGCCAUCUGCAAACCAUUGCACUAUGCCACUAUUAUGAGCAUUAGAGUGUGUAAGAACUUCAUCUUCUUCUGUUGGGCAGCAUCACUGAUCAUCAUUCUCCCACCAAUUAGUCUGGGUUUGAGCCUGGAAUUCUGUGACUCUAAUGUCAUUGAUCAUUUUUGCUGUGAUGCAUCUCCUAUCCUGAAGAUCUCUUGUUCAGACACAUGGCUGAUAGAACAGAUGGUUAUCGUGUGUGCUGUGUUGACAUUCAUCAUCACCUUCAUGUGUGUAGUUCUUUCCUAUACCUAUAUCAUCAGAACAAUCCUAAGAUUCCCCUCUGCCCAGCAAAAGAAAAAGGCAUUUUCCACUUGUUCUUCCCACAUGAUAGUUGUUUCCAUUACUUAUGGUAGCUGCAUCUUCAUUUAUGUCAAACCUUCAGCCAAGGAUGAGGUGACUAUUAAUAAAGGGAUUUCACUCCUUAUCACUUCUAUUUCACCAAUGUUGAAUCCCUUUAUUUACACUCUGAGAAACAAGCAAGUAAAGGAAGCUUUCAAAGACUCAGUUAAAAAAAUUGCAUUCCUUUCAAAGAUGUAA